Messenger RNA from Perca flavescens (yellow perch), 1712 nucleotides. RefSeq names its product C-type lectin domain family 1 member B. Bases 17 to 955 code for a protein of 312 amino acids. The transcript is spliced from 7 exons. The record is from RefSeq and is a predicted model, not a curated record. NCBI's taxonomy places the organism in Eukaryota, Metazoa, Chordata, Actinopteri, Perciformes, Percidae.
ACCUCGUUUUUUCUCUAUGUGGUUUGUGCUUGGGGAAUGUUGUUCAGUCUCACACACACACUCACUCAUUCUCUGCACUAAAGCAAUUUGUGGUGAUCUAUUACUUUUAAAGAUGGAGGAAGAAAUCAAUUAUUCUACAUUGUCUUUUAAAACUGGUGGUACAGCUCCAAAAGAAGAAAAACAGGACUCAACAAUUUAUUCCGAAGUAAAACCUAAACGGGCUGCUACGUCUGUACCAACAGAUGGUGAAGCAGCUGCACGCUCUCACUUUUGUGUGUUGGCGGUGUGUUUGGGGAUACUUUGUGUCCUCCUGUUGGCUACAAUCAGUGCCAUCAUCUACAUCAGUGUGGUAAUAAACCAACAGAAAGCAAACCUCAGCUACCUCACAGCAGAAAAUCAGCAGCUGAUCACGAAUAGGAACAUCUUAGAGCGAGAGACAGAGGAGCUGAGAAGCGUCACAGAUAAUCUCAACUGGACACUGAAAGUCAUCCUGACGUUUAACACCUUUCCAGUAAAUGACUUCUGCCCAAAUAAAAGUUGUCAGCCGUGUCAGACAGGCUGGCAUCUGUUCCAGGAAAAGUGCUACCUGUUUUACAAUGAAAAGAGUCCUUGGAAGACAUGGCAAGAUAGCCAAACAUAUUGCAAAAACACAGCUGCAGAUCUGGUUGUUGUUGACACUCUGCAUGAACAGGAAUUCAUAAGUAAUCACACCGAGUUCUACUACGACAAAUUUCAUGGAUACUGGCUCGGGUUACAUGAAAAACAAAACAACUGGGUCUGGGUUGAUGGACGUAAUGACACUCUUAGGUACUGGUUGAAGGACCAAAUUGGUGACCGUGGUCCAUGUGCACUGGUAAUCCCCGGGAGGAAUUCUACAGCAAGCUGGGACCCAGAAGGCUGUAUAAUGCAAAACAAGUUCAUCUGUGAGAGAGAUGUUCUGAUAAGGUCUAAUUAGUUAGUUUUAUUUUCUUAACAUAUUCUUGCUAUUCUACGCUACUCAUGUUGCAUGCAAAACUACAUUCCAAAACUGUAUCACCAAUUUUGGAAAAUAAAAAUAGAAAAUUAUAAUACAUAUUUUUUAAAUCCUGAAAUAGCCUGAGUAUGAUGUAGUGUUCAUAAUUGUGUCUACCUGUACUAUUGUUUAAAAAGUAAGUAUUGUUUACAAUGUGUCAGAUGUUUUUUUGAACAGAUAUCUGUUGACUAAAGGUGUGAAAUGUCCAAAAGAAAAUCUAUAAUAUCUUCUACAGUAUUCAGUCUCACAAGAGCAGCCUAUAGCCUGUAAAUGCUGCUGAUUUCCACAGGAGUUCAGGAAUCCCAACAUAAGGAGACUUUAAUUAUCUAUCAGUGUAACCAUCUUUGAUUGUUGUGUCAUUGACUUAAAGGAAUAGAAAUCAUGUUGUGUACUCCAAGUUUCUGGUGUUACGUAAAGACCAAUGUGUCAAAUAUGUUGUGCAAAAGAAGUUCCUAUUCAACUCGAGGAUUCUUAAGUUCCUUCACCUUUGAUUUCAACUAUGUUUUAGUCUCAUGUUUUAUAUCAGUGUAAUGUAUAUUGUGUAUUAGUUUGUUUUGUCACUUCUGUUGUAUCACGGUCUAAUUCACAAACGUUUUUUCCUCUUUUUUUAUAUAGGUGUCGCACGUUCAUUUAUAUCUCAUUCACUUGUAAUGAUUACUAUCUUACCUUUAUUAUUUUUAUUAUACUUUUUAUUUUUGUC